Dreissena polymorpha is the source of this 3569-nucleotide messenger RNA. Its product is annotated as discoidin domain-containing receptor 2-like. The transcript has 16 exons. Gene Ontology annotation, molecular function: collagen binding; ATP binding; protein tyrosine kinase collagen receptor activity. Gene Ontology annotation, cellular component: signaling receptor complex. Lineage: Eukaryota; Metazoa; Mollusca; Bivalvia; Myida; Dreissenidae. Bases 1 to 2805 code for a protein of 934 amino acids. Gene Ontology annotation, biological process: positive regulation of kinase activity; multicellular organism development; protein phosphorylation. The record is from RefSeq and is a predicted model, not a curated record.
AUGAGGAACCUGCUCACACAAAGGACUGGGACCAGUGUUAAUGAAACUGCUCAGUGUCGUGACUCUCUGGGCAUGCAAUCCGGCGCCAUUCCUGACUCUGCGAUCACAGCCAGCUCUUCUUUCGAUGAUGACACCGUCGGACCGAAGUUUGCAAGGAUACGUACAGAGACGAUGGGAGGAGCCUGGUGUCCCAAACCGAUGAUCAGCCAGAACUCAUAUGAGUACCUGCAGAUUGACCUCGGCAAACUCUCCGUGGUAACCAUGGUGGAGAUCCAGGGACGCUUUGGGAAUGGCCAGGGUCAGGAGUACACAGAGCAGUUCCUGUUGGAAUAUCAGAGGGAGGACAUGGGCGAGUGGAUGAGAUUCAGGGACAAGCAGGGAACAGAGUUGUUCAAGGGCAAUGAGAACACGUACCUGACAGAAAUGAGGGAGGUAACUCCGCCAAUAAUAGGCCGCCGUGUCAGGUUCAUCCCGUAUAGCAAGACUCUCCGUACCGUGUGCAUGCGGGUUGAGAUAUACGGCUGCAAGUGGGAAGAUGGUGUGGUGUCGUACAGCGUACGUCAGGGAGACCGACGUGGCUCGGAGCUAGACUUUGUGGACUUCACGUACGACGGCAUGAUCCAGGAGAACUUCCUGUUGGAGGGGCUGGGUCAGCUGACAGAUGGGGAGAUAGGGGACUACAACUUCAGGCUCGACAACGAAGAUCUGCGGAUAAAAGGAUAUGAGUGGGUGGGCUGGCGUAAUGACACACAGGACUUCCUUGGCCCUCUGAUCAUCACGUUCAAAUUUGACCAAGUCCGCAACUUCAGCAAAGUCUUCAUCAACUGCAACAACCUUUUCUCCAAGGACGUUCGUGUUUUCAAGGUGGCGCUGGUUUACUUCAGCGUGGGUGGGAAUCUCUACCAGAACUCGCCGGUGAAGUAUGACUUUAUUCGGGACGACGUGGUGGAGUAUUCGAGACCCGUGAUGAUCAAACUCAACAACAACGUGGGCCAGUACGUCCGUUUGCAGUUGUACUUUGAUGCCAAGUGGAUCAUGAUCAGUGAGGUGCAGUUCAUAUCAGAGCCUGCAACUGGCAACUUCACAGAGGAGGUUCCCCCCGCAACCUUGAAACCCCCGCUGGUGCCUCCCAAACCAGAGGACAAGUACUACGAACAUGAGCUGAACAUUGGCAAGGAUGGCAAGGGAACGCAUGCAGGCAAUGUAGAGCCAGAGAAAGCUCCAAAGCAGCAGACGCCAGGAAGUGACAUCAUCGGUAUCAUCAUCGGUUCCCUAGCAGGGCUCAUUGCCAUUCUCAUCGCCAUAGUGAUUUUUAUUGUGUGCCGACACCGGCGGAAUAAGAACAACAACCGGCGCAUGAAGACAGCCCUUGCGGAUACACACAACCAGAUCACCCUUAAUAUGUCUGACCUGCAGGGGACACACACCAACGGCAAGGUGCUCAACGGAAACAUGUACAACGGGGUCCCUCUCACAGAGCUCGAGUCUGACAGGGAAUGCUGCAGCGGGCGCCCAAAGCACAAUGGUCAUCGCGAAACGAAGGACUCAGUUAUCAUAAAUAGGGGCAGCAUGGCCCCUAAUUUAACUGACCUCCCAGAAUUACCUUCACCAGCAGAAAGCCAGGAUUACGCUGUCCCCGAUGUCACCAAGUCAGCCCUAAUGACCUUUCCACAGGUGCGCAAGCAGAACAAUCUCGACAAGCCGUCCCCACAGUAUGACGCCCUCUACGCUGCAGCCGACAUUGUCAGCACCCAGGUCCCCAAUAUACCUUCACUACAGGGUGUGAGUGGUAACAAUGUGUACGCUGUUCCCAAUGCAGAGCUGCUUCUCAGCAUUGAUGUUUCUGUCAAUGAAUUCUCACGCGAGAACCUACGCUUCAUUGAAGUGUUGGGACAGGGGCAGUUUGGAGAGGUUCACCUGUGUGAUGCAGUGAACAUGAGCCACUUUGUGGAGGAAGACUAUAUGAUGAAUCGCACACUGUCCAGACCGUGCCUGGUGGCCGUCAAAAUACUCAGAACCAACGCAGAGGACAGAGCCAGAAAGGACUUUCUGAAGGAGAUCAAGAUCAUGUCCCAGCUACGGGACCCUAACAUCGUGCGUGUUCUGGGCGUGUGUACGGGGGAGGAGCCAUUGUGUAUGAUAGUAGAGUACAUGAAGUAUGGAGACCUCAACCAGUUUCUGCUGGACCACGUGCUGGAGACGCCUUCCGCACAGGCUAUCAACGCUAAAAUACUCAGCUACGGGUGCCUGAUCUACAUGGCGUCCCAAAUUGCCUCUGGCAUGAAGUACCUCGAGUCUCUGAACAUGGUGCAUCGUGACCUCGCUGUACGCAACUGUCUUGUUGGCAUGAACUUCACCAUCAAGAUUUCUGAUUUUGGGAUGAGUCGCAUUUUGUACAGUGCUGACUAUUACAAGAUAGAGGGGCGAGCUGUGCUUCCGAUACGAUGGAUGGCAUGGGAGUCAAUACUACUGGGCAAGUUUACGACAAAGUCUGAUGUCUGGUCAUUUGGAGUGACGCUAUGGGAAAUAUUGACUUUUGCCUGUGAUCAACCGUAUCAUAAUUUAAGUGAUGAUCAAGUGAUCGCCAAUGCGGGACAUUUCUACAGAAGCGACGGACAGCAGAUGCUUCUACCACAGCCCAUUGUUUGCCCCCGUGAGAUUUAUGACAUGAUGGUCGAAUGUUGGAACCGCUCCGACUGUGAGCGACCCACAUUUAAAGACAUUCACAUGUUCUUGUUACGAAAGAACAUGGGAUACAAUCCAAAAGAUGAAAAGAUGAACCAAUUAAAAGUUCCAGUGUGUUAGUUACAGUGACUAAAUAUCGAAGUUAAACUGUGACAACUAAGCUAUUGACUUAUUCUGUUCUCUGCCAAGAAUUGUCAGCAAGAUAAAGCUUGAAGCCUUCAUCACUUCUUUUAGUGUCCCAUUGUGCUAUUUACUGAGAAAUGUCUCAGUCCACGACUUGAGUAAAUAAUAACUUAUAUUAUAACUUCCUUAAUUUAUGCUAACUGUUAUAUUUAUAUUCUGUUAUAUUUAUAUAUGACCGGUUUAUAAUUUUCAAAUUAAAAAAAAAACUCUGCAGUGUUUUCAAUAAAGUGUAAAAAUUAUUAAGUUGAAAGAAUUAAGAGUAUGGUAUUUUAGCAUAUAUAUUAUUUGAAAGAAAGCUUGAAGCCUCCAUCACAGCCCAUGGCUUGAGAAAAUAGUAACUUUUUGAAUUUGUGCUAACCAUUUUAUUAUUAAACGUCAGAUUCACAUGUCUAUGUUUUAAAAAACUCUGCACUGUUUGCAAUAAAAAACACAAAUACUUAUGUUAUAAUAAAUUAUAAUAAAAGCGUAUACAUAUAAGGGUAUUUGCAAAACAAUUUUAAAAUGACGAUUUCAUACCUAAUAAAUUGUUACAUUUAUAUUUUAGCAAGCUGCAUUUGCUACAUUAGUACAUCCAGGUCUUACAAUAAAGUCAUUGUUGAUAAUUAAAAGAGAAGGAAAGUGUCAAGGAUUUCUUCUUUUAAAAGUUUGAAAUUAAUAAACAGUCUAAGAAACUUGUUGACAGUUUGACCAAAAAACAAUUC